UCCCCAGAUUAUGAACAUCUCCUCAGACAUCACUGUGAAUGAAGGAAGUAGCGUGACCCUCCUGUGUCUUGCUAUUGGCAGACCAGAACCCACCGUGACAUGGAGACACUUGUCAGUCAAGGAAGGUCAAGGCUUUGUGAGCGAGGAUGAGUAUCUGGAGAUCUCUGGCAUCACGCGGGACCAGUCUGGGGAGUAUGAAUGCAGCGCCUUGAAUGAUGUUGCUGCCCCAGAUGUCCGGAAAGUAAAAAUCACCGUAAACUAUCCUCCCUAUAUCUCAAAUGCCAAGAACACUGGAGUGUCACUGGGUCAGAAAGGCAUUCUCAGAUGUGAAGCUUCUGCUGUUCCCCUGGCUGAAUUCCAGUGGUUCAAGGAGGAAACCAGGUUAGCCACAGGCCUGGAUGGAGUAAGAAUCGAGAAUAAAGGCCGCAUGUCCACACUGACUUUCUUCAAUGUUUCAGAAAAGGAUUAUGGGAACUACACUUGUGUGGCAACAAACAAGCUUGGGAAUACAAAUGCCAGCAUCACAUUGUAUGGGCCUGGAGCAGUCAUUGAUGGGGUAAGCUCUGCCUCCAGAGCACUGGCAUGCCUCUGGCUAUCGGGGACCCUCUUUGUCCACUUCUUCAUCAAGUUUUGAUGAGAAACCCUAGGGUCCUCUGAGCGACGCCUGGCUUCUCCAUACCACAGACUUUACUCUUCUACACUGCGGAGGGCAAACCAGUUUUGUUUUGUUUUUGUUUUUCAGCUUGAAUGAGUGGGGAUGGGGGGAGGGGGUGGGAAGGGUUCUGCAAUGUGUAGGAUAAUCAAUCAUGGGUGUGUUCAAAAAUUGAAUCUGUUUCUUCUCCCUUAGCCCUACCUUCUCCUCUGCCCUUCUCCCCAUUGUCUUCCCCAUGACUUCUGUUUUGGAAAAAAAAAAAAAAAGUCUGUUUCAACUGAACCCAGAAAUGCCCCAGAGAUGCACCUCGGUUCAUGAAAUAGUGCACGACAAGAAUUACAUCAGAGAGUCCUAGUGUCUGUGUCUUUUAAGCUAACAAAUCACCCUUUUUUGUUAUGCUGUACAAAUGACUCCAUGUUAUGUGUCUGAUGACAUUGGGUUUGUCUCUCCCAUCAGGGUGGAUUUUUAAUAUAUGUACACGUAUUAUAUAUAUAUUAUUCUACCACGUCCUCUUGGCACUGUACUCUACCCAUCACCUCAGAUACCUGCAGCAAAUAGAGGUGUGGGGCCAAGGGGACUGUGAAACCCAAUUAAAGUAGAAGCUCGUCUGAUAAGGGAGAGAGAAAAUCUCUGGAGUGUGGGAAACUGGAGAUCAGCGGAUGGGAAGAGAAAAGGUUGGGGGACUGAGUUUCUUCUUUAAAAAUUCCUGGCUGGUCGAUAUAUAUAAAAAAAAAAAAAGGAUAAAUCGGUGGCUGAUUCAUUGGGUCUUAUCUAGCUAUCAAUCAGAGCAAUCCUAUGACUAUCCAUCUACUCAACUUGUCUGGUCUAUCCAUCCAUCCAAUUAUCUACCCACCUGUCUUUCUCUCUAACAAUCUAUUUACUCUAUUUAUCAAUCUAUCAGUGUAAUUAUCUACAUUUCUCUCCAAGUCUCUCCCUCUCUACUCUUACUCAUCUAUCACUAUAAUCAUCUCUAAUCACCUAGUGUCUGUCUUUCUUCUCAUUUCUUUUUCAAAUCAACCUACCCUAAAAAAAAAAAUGUUUUCCCAGUUACAUAUCAACUUUGCAUGUGAAAGCCAAUAUUCUCAGAUUAACCAGAAAGAUAAGCAAUAUCCAAUCACGUGGACAUUUGAGAAUGUGGCGUCCCAUUCACCAAAAGUAGGCUAUGAUAGCCCACGAGGUCAAGUAGGAAUUCAUCACUACACACUAAAGCAUUCUCUUCUCUAGACACAGAUGAGUCCCAUGAGUACCUUAACUAACUAGCAUGAUGUUUACCUUUGGGAUUUGAAUGACCAAGAUGCCAGUCAUCAGAAAUACAUGUGCUUUUCUACCUUUCAAGGAAGCACACAUUAUGAUCCUAUUUGAGCAAAUCCAGGGCAUAUAUAUUCCCUAUCAAAAUAAAAAAAUGAAAAUAAAACAACAUAUACAAGACACUGGCCUUCUGCAAUGUGAACAUAUCAUUCAGUCAGUCUGAACUUUAGCACCUCAGUUAGUGUCUCCAAUCUGCUCCAGUCUGGGUUUGGCCUGUUUGAAAACUAUCCAGUUAAAAGCUGAUAGAGUCCAAUUACAGGGCUGGUGUGUCGACAGCGCUCAUAUUUGUUUCGGAAGCUCUUCUGAGCAGAGGGCACUUGAGCGACUGACUUAAUUUCCAAGCACUUGAUUAACCUAACACUGCAAACAGAAGGGGAAAAUAUGUGUCACACACAUUUACUCUUUUGGUGGGGCUUCUCUCUCCAGUGGUUUUGAGCAAGUCUAGCACCAUCUCCCUUUUCUCUAUGUUGUUGCUGACCCAGAUUCCACGCAAGAGAUGAACUUUCAUAUCUGUACUUUCUUGGGGCAUCUCCUGGGGCAAUCAGGAUUUGGCCAUCCUGUGUGCCAGUGGACCAAAAAUGAUUGCAAUAAAAAUGACCCUGGGUUAGAUCUCUCUUUACAUACUUAAGGUACUGCCAAGAGAGACAUGCAAGUCGCCAGCAUUGGCAUCCUCCCACUCAUUCCCUGACCUAGUGUGCUAUAUAAUGCUAGCAGCCUAACUGAAAAAAAGGGGGGGCUGUUCUUAAGGCAUAUUAUCUUGAAUGCUCUUAAUGUUGAAUAUUU
Trichosurus vulpecula (common brushtail) is the source of this 2743-nucleotide messenger RNA. RefSeq names its product opioid binding protein/cell adhesion molecule like (gene OPCML). The coding region runs from base 11 to 634 and encodes 207 amino acids. Gene Ontology annotation, cellular component: neuron projection. The transcript is spliced from 5 exons. NCBI's taxonomy places the organism in Eukaryota, Metazoa, Chordata, Mammalia, Diprotodontia, Phalangeridae. The record is from RefSeq and is a predicted model, not a curated record.